AUGAACUUUUUUUACAAAUAUCUGCUCUUCGUAGCCAUUGUAAGUGCCUUCGUGUUCAUUCUGCUUUUCGGACAGUUACGAAUCUUUCGACAUACUGUCAUUGGAAAGUUGAACCGAUUGUUUUUGCUAUGGCUCCCUAAAAAGCUAUCUCAACUGGAUAAUAAAUUGCUUCAUGGUAAAGGCUAUGUAUUUUAUCGCAUAUCAUCAAACUACGUUUUCUUUCAAAAGCAUUCUCUCGUUGUUUUGUUCUAUUUAUGUAUCGUUAGCUUUUGCAUUUUCAACUUCUUAUACCAUGGACGAACUAUUACGAAUCAGUACCAUAAACUGGACUGGUUGCUUCUAGUUACUUCUGCUGUUUUACCCUAUGUUUCUCUUUAUAUCGCAAUCUAUUCGGACCCAGGUGUAGUUACGCAGGAAAACUGGCAAGAAGCUUCAACCGCAUACCCUUACGAUUAUAAAAUCUUUUUCCCGCGCACUUGUGAAACUUGUAAAUUUUUGAAACCGGCUAGGUCCAAGCAUUGCCGCUUAUGUAACUGCUGUGUCCAAAAGUUUGAUCACCAUUGCAUUUGGAUAAACAAUUGCGUUGGACGCAACAAUAUUCGCUAUUUCUUUCUGUUUUUACUUUCUACGCUACAAAUUCAAUUGUACGGAGUUUUCUGUAUAGGAUUCCAUUUCAACAGAGUGCGAGAUUCGACUCUCAAGUCUCUGUUAGUUUCCUGGUGGGCUGCUAUCACCGCUGAAAGGCAACUUGGUUCCGUGUUUUUAAUCUCAGUCUUCAGUAGCGUAAUCGUGUUUUCUUUCUUGUGUUAUGAAUUCUAUUUGGUCUACGCUGGAUAUACAACAAACGAAAGCGAGAAAUGGGCGGAUUUAAAUGAACUUAUUCUGCAGUCUAAAGUUUAUAUGCAUUAUAGAAACGGAGUUCAAAUGCUAACCCUUCAAGAGGAUGCUCCUGCAGAUGCCACAUUAACGUAUUCACUUGGUCAGGUCCACAAUAUUUAUGAUCGAGGAUUUUGGAAUAACUUCAAAUCUAUAUGUUUCCCAUAA
Messenger RNA from Schizosaccharomyces octosporus yFS286, 1044 nucleotides. RefSeq names its product palmitoyltransferase. The transcript has a single exon. Bases 1 to 1044 code for a protein of 347 amino acids. Gene Ontology annotation, molecular function: protein-cysteine S-palmitoyltransferase activity. Gene Ontology annotation, biological process: peptidyl-L-cysteine S-palmitoylation; protein targeting to membrane. The record is from RefSeq and is a predicted model, not a curated record. Lineage: Eukaryota; Fungi; Ascomycota; Schizosaccharomycetes; Schizosaccharomycetales; Schizosaccharomycetaceae. Gene Ontology annotation, cellular component: endoplasmic reticulum; Golgi apparatus.